Molecule: messenger RNA, 1335 nt
Organism: Sphaeramia orbicularis (orbiculate cardinalfish)
Lineage: Eukaryota; Metazoa; Chordata; Actinopteri; Kurtiformes; Apogonidae
Gene: stxbp6
Product: syntaxin binding protein 6 (amisyn)
Exons: 7
Coding region: 341-1072 (243 amino acids)
Biological process (GO): Golgi to plasma membrane transport; exocytosis; regulation of SNARE complex assembly
Cellular component (GO): exocyst; plasma membrane
Molecular function (GO): phosphatidylinositol-4,5-bisphosphate binding
Source: RefSeq, a predicted model, not a curated record
CUCUCUCUCUCUUUCAGAUCCACGCACACUCGGUCUGUCUCUCCGCACAAACGCGGCCGUGGGGUAAACAAACUCCUCUUCUCCGCCGCCUACGAACCAGUAACAGUCGCAGAAGUCAAACCGACGCGAUGAUGAACGCGAAAUGUUCCCGAUAAACCGGAGCGAACAGUUUAUACUAAGGAAGAAGCUGCAGAAAGUGGGUGAAGUGUGACAGCUGGAGAAAUUAACCCACGGAUUGGAGCGCCACACGUGGAAAGCAUCGCUCAAAACUCAUCGGGGUGCGUCUCGUCCUUUCCCACUUUACCCUUUGGCCAGCUGUUGACUCCUGCCGACUUCAGAGAUGAGCGCCAAGUCAGCCAUCAACAAGGAGGUCUUCAUACCCCAUGAUGAGAAGAUGCUGGCUGCUGUGCAGGUGAAGCGGAGGACCAAGAAGAAGAUCCCCUUCCUGGCCACCGGUGGACAGGGCGACUACAUGACCUUCAUCUGUCUCUCAGUGACAAAUAAGAAACCGGCUCACUUAUCCAUCACCAAGGUGAAGCAGUUCCAAGGUUCCUCAGCCUUCGUUAAAAGGUCACAGUGGACGAUCGACCAGCUACGACAGGUCAAUGGCAUCGAUCCCAACAAAGACUGUCCAGAGUUUGACCUGAUGUUCGAUAAUGCUUUUGACCAAUGGGUGGCCAGUUCAGCGGGAGAAAAGGGCACCUUUGUCCAGAUUCUUCACCACACCUGCCAGCGCUAUAGCUCAGCCCGGAAACCGGAGUUUGUCAACUGUCAGUCCAAACUGCUGGGGGAAGACCAACCUGUAGAUUCAGUCAUUUUUCGUUGCAAAGUGUUUUUGAACAGAAUGAGGAAAGACGUGGUUGCACAUCACAGUCAUCUUCUAAGACGAGGUAACAGUAUACUCCACUCGGCUGCAGACAGUGUGACAAGUGCUGUACAGAAGGCGAGCCAGGCUCUGAACGAGCGCGGCGAGCGAUUAGGACGGGCUGAGGAUAGAACUGCAGACAUGAUGAACAGCGCUGAACAGUUUGCUGUCACUGCACAUAAGCUUGCCAUGAAGCACAAGUGUUAGACCACUGCCAAAACCCGACUGGGCUGGGGGUCACCGAUCGCCAUUCGAUGUACAGAAGGAUUUCAGAUUUUAUUCUUUUUAAAAGUUUUUAAUAUGAUUACGAUUUGUUAACAAUGUUAACAUUUUAAUGUUUUGGGUUAUUGUAUUCUGGUGCAUCUCGUUCCUAUUGACGGUCACACAGCGAGCAGAGGGAUGGAUGAGAGGUAAACAACGCUAUAUCACAGUGUCAGCAGAAUGUUUUAUGCUUCUGUUUGCCAAAAAAA